This is a messenger RNA of Chrysochloris asiatica (Cape golden mole), 432 nucleotides long. Its product is annotated as keratin-associated protein 6-2-like. NCBI's taxonomy places the organism in Eukaryota, Metazoa, Chordata, Mammalia, Afrosoricida, Chrysochloridae. The record is from RefSeq and is a predicted model, not a curated record. The transcript has a single exon. Bases 1 to 432 code for a protein of 143 amino acids. Gene Ontology annotation, biological process: hair follicle development.
AUGUGCUGCAACUACUACGGUGGCUAUGGCUGUGGCUAUGGCUCAGGCUAUGGCUGUGGAUACGGCUCUGGCUAUGGCUGUGGGUACGGUUCCCGCUAUGGCUGUGGAUAUGGCUGUGGCUAUGGCUCAGGCUAUGGCUGUGGAUACGGCUCUGGCUAUGGCUGUGGGUACGGUUCCCGCUAUGGCUGUGGAUAUGGCUCCCUCUGUGGCUGUGGCUAUGGCUCCCUCAAUGGCUGUGGCUCUGGCUCUGGCUAUGGCUGUGGAUAUGGUUACCCCUAUGGCUGCGGAUAUGGCUCCCUCUAUGGUUGUGGCUAUGGCUCCGGCUAUGGCUGUGGAUAUGGUUCCCGCUAUGGCUGUGGAUAUGGCUCUGGCUCUGGCUGCUAUAGCUAUCGCCCAUUUAGCUACACAAAAUGCUAUUCUUCUUGCUGUUAG